Gryllus bimaculatus (two-spotted cricket) is the source of this 754-nucleotide messenger RNA. The record is from the annotation of a GenBank genome assembly. Lineage: Eukaryota; Metazoa; Arthropoda; Insecta; Orthoptera; Gryllidae.
CCCGUCGCCAUGACAUCCCCGCUGGCUUGUGUGUUGCUCUGCCUGGCAUGCGCUCUGCGCGGUGCGUGCGCUGCCGCCAUGGGCGGCGCAGAGCCGCCGGCGGAACCAGAGGAGCCCAAAGACCCACGCUGCUGCGCCGUCAACAACGAAGCGGACGAGCGCGAUUUUAUUCUCAAAGGCAAAGCCUUAUACGCAUCUGGCUGUUAUGAAUCAGAUGUCCUUGUCGAUGAUGAAGGAAAUUUUGAAGGGGAAUUCAGCCCACUAAUAGAUCUGGAUGUAGAUUUACCGGUGUACUACUCAUUAGAAAUGAGCAAAGAUAAUGAUUUUACACCCAUUGCGGGUGGCACUGACACUAUGCAAGGAAUGCUCGACAAAUACGCAAGCGUGGUAGCAAACAUCAACUGUUAUCUGAACAAGCCUUUUGAGCUUCCUAUGCCCAAACCAUCCGAGGCGAUAAAAGUCAACAAAUGCUCAGUUUUCGCGAGACAGUUCCCCAAAGGAUUUGAAGAAGGGGAAUACAAAGUGGUAGUCAACCAAACUUCACCAAAAGGGGAAGAAUAUUGUGGACUAAUAGAAAUUUUCUUUGAACUGGAAAAUAAAUAGUAGAAAAAUCAAACAACUAUCUUAAAAAAAAACAACUAAAUUUUAUACUCCAUAUGAACUGCGUGCAGAAAUAUCUCACUUGUAGUUUAUAACUUGGCUUUUAUGAAUAAAUAUUGUAACUGUCUCUUCACAGUGUAAGGUGGAAGUGAAA